CACCUAAGAUAUUUCAUACUAGUAGGCGAGGUACAGUAGCCGGGUCAGAAAGGGGCGGAACUUUCCUAAUGUGUUAUCCUAUGUGAAUUAGGAAGAAACAUGGCAUUGAUAUUCAGAGACAGGUCUACUUUCGUACUUUGGAUGUAGUCUUUGGAUGUAGACACUACGCACGAAGUCCUGCAGUGUGUCUGCCUUCUGCACCUUGCAUUGCUGUGCAUGCCGUGCCAUUCUCAGGAAUCAUUCUGUGAUUAAGAUGAGGCUGGACUGAUCAGGAACUGAGAACACUACGGCCUCCACGGCAGGGACGCCUGAUAGAGCUACGAAGAUGUUUGAAGCAGUCCUGCCACUAUACCUGCGGCUCUGUGUGUCUCUCCUGGUGCUGUCUAGAAUAAGAGCCCAAGUGACUAUGGACGGGAACAAGACAGCAGUGAGCGGGAAGCUGGCCACGCUGUCCUGCAGCUACACCGUUCCAGGCGACGUCAGUCAGGUCCUGUGGAGCAAGACGGCGGAGCAGGGCGACACCAGCGACUUGGCCUUCUACAACAAGCAAACGGGCACCACAGUCCGCAAGCCCUUCCAGGAACGGGUGUCCCUGAGCCACACACUGGUGGAGUCCCAUCUGACCAUUAAGCCGGUGCGAACAGAGGACGAGGGAUGCUACACCUGCGAGUUCCACGUCUACCCAAAGGGCACCAAGGCCGCCAUGGCCUGCCUCACCGUCUAUGUUCUGCCGAAACCCGAGGUGACCUACAGGACAGUGUCUCAAGACAUAAUCGAGGCCAACUGCACUGCGCUGGCCCGACCGGCGGCCCAAAUCGCCUGGAAUGUUGCCGGGUACAACAAGACGCUGGGCCCAGCCAUGUCGUCUUUGAUCCAGCAGGGAGAUGGGACCACGCUGGUCAUCAGCACCAUUUUAAUCCAGGCCGACCUGCUCGACGACCAGUCUGUCAAGUGCUUGGUCUCCCACCAGGGCCUGGACUCCCCGAUGUCUGUGUCCGUGAACAUCAAGGUUGGCAAAGCUCUUGCUAUCCUCAUCUCAGUGACCGCUGUGGCUGCCGUCCUCAUCAUCUGCAUGUGUAUCUGCCUAUGGAAGUGCUUCAUUCGCAAAGGUGAUUGAUCAGUUCAAAGGACCCAAGAGGUUCCUGGGAACAGCGGUUUCAGUCACACAUAGCUGAUAUGAACUAUUGGAUGUGAAAAUGAACAGGAACACUGGAGAAAUAUGCAAUGUUCGAAACUAAAACAAGGACAAAAAACUUUUUUCAAUUUUUAACCAGUUUUCAAGUAAAAAAAUUUGUUUAACUUCAUGUCACACUAUUCGCAGAGAUGGAAGUGAGGCCUGCUGAAAUGAAUGGGAGAUAUUAAUGCAAUGGUAUUUUGUGACUGGGAUGGUAUGUGACUGCUUCUUGCCCUUUGCUGAGAUAUAACACAGCUGUGGUCCUCAAAGUGCAUCCUCCCAUUGGAAAACUACAAGCCAUGUAUGGCCAUAUGUUUUCUAUCAUAUUUUUCAAAUCUAAAGUGCUUUUUAUUCAAGGGCCUGAGAAAAGUAAUGACCUUUCUGUCAGUGCUAAUGUGAAACUCGGGCUGGGUUUGAAUCAGGAUGACUACUCCUUAUGUGAGAAUUUCCCCAUGUGACAUCAGAAUUGGCUGGAAUCCCAGAGUUCACCACAAAAGUAGUAAGAUGUCCCCUUGUUUUACACUGUUUAACACUGCCACUGAAAAUCUGAAAGCCAUUACACAGAACGCUGUACAACUGCAACCAAACAUUUUUGUAUUCUGUUCAUUUUAUACAUACAUAUUCCAUGGAUUGUUCUCUUGUGGAAUGUAACACUCCGCUGAAAGGUAUGAUUUGGGUUUACGGUCGGAAAGGGCACUCCAUGACAGACACAUUCUCGAAAUAUCCCCCUCCUCACCCCGCCCAUCCCCUCUCCCAUCCACAGUCUCAGAGAAUAUGAAAGUUGUAUUGUACGGUUUGUUCCUGAGGUCAAACUCUAUGGUGUUGACUCCUACUGACGCCCAGCUGUUAACGCGCCACAAACGUGCAUUAUGCAGCAUGACUACAACUGCGGACAGAGUAUCGCCAGGCAAGCGUUGCCAUGGAGCAGUGGCGCCAAGUGAUGUCUAGGGUUUCUUUGAGUGUGAAGGACGCUAUUGGAAAGGAGUGGAAUGGAUUGGUUCAGCCUUCAUGGUAAAAAUCCACAGUACAUUCUGCAUUACUGAAUCGCUGUAAACCUGUUGUCAGAAGUAAUCGAUGUAUGUACAUAUAUGCCAUGGAGAAAAAACUACUGCAAGUCAUUUAUUAUUUUUUUCAUGAGACCUGAUACCUGUACUGGUUGUAAUAUCCUUGUCCUUACCUGGUUAUCUAAUCGUCAAUAAAUAAAGUUCUUAUAAAGUUCUGAUAAAAUUUUAAAAAAUAGAUGGUAAAAGGGUAAUAUGCUAUCCUUCUCAAUGAAUUGAAUUGUUCAGCUUUUAAGCUUCAGAUUUGUCAUUAGAAUAUAAUGAAAAUAAGUAUUAAAUAGUAAAAAAAUAGUUUUAGUAAAUUCUUGAAUAUUUUCUCAGGCAGUUUGAAUAAAUAUAAGCGUUUUGCCGUCAAGAAAUACUGUCUGGUUUUCUGGGGUUUUUUGGUUUGUUUGUUUGUUUGUUUGUUUUUUUGUACCAGUAGAAUUUAGGUGUCAUUAUAAUUAACAUACAUAAUCAUGUGCACUUGGUGUCUGAUUUGUAACGCUGUAGAUUGAGAUUGAGUGUGUGUUAAGGGCUUAUUAGGCUUUUGAAAGAUUAUGUUACACAAAGGUCAUAUGAUCUGCAAGUGCUUCCUACUAAGUAUGCAACUUUCAGCACCCAAUGGUCUCUUGAGUGUGGGGUUUUAAUGUAUGCAGUGCUGCUAUAUACUUGGGGAAGCAAGACAAAAUGAAAUUUAAUGAACAUUUAAUUUUGAAUUAUGUUAUAUUUUUAAAAGAUUUACAUUGUGACAGCAGGGUUUAAAGCCUUUAAUCUUAUUUGGUACCAUAUCAGUGUUGUGUACUGGUUGGAGAACUGACCUUGUAACCGGAAGAAUUAUGGGUCACCUCUCAGUUCCAGCGGGCAUAUUGCUUCAAUAAUUAUUCAGCUUUACAAAUAGAUAUCUUUAAGAUAGUUUUAAGCAGCUUUUUAUACUAUGCUGAUUGAGAAUCAUCAGAAUAAAAAAAUAUUAAUAUUCAUAAAUAAUGUUCUCAUUAAAUUAAUUGUUUCUCA
Conger conger (European conger) is the source of this 3228-nucleotide messenger RNA. RefSeq lists its product as uncharacterized. The transcript is spliced from 7 exons. Gene Ontology annotation, molecular function: cell-cell adhesion mediator activity. Lineage: Eukaryota; Metazoa; Chordata; Actinopteri; Anguilliformes; Congridae. The record is from RefSeq and is a predicted model, not a curated record. The coding region runs from base 326 to 1117 and encodes 263 amino acids.